Molecule: messenger RNA, 2442 nt
Organism: Spodoptera littoralis (African cotton leafworm)
Lineage: Eukaryota; Metazoa; Arthropoda; Insecta; Lepidoptera; Noctuidae
Source: the annotation of a GenBank genome assembly
AUGGAUAGCAAGAAUAUACAAAAGAAUGCCAUGCACAAAAGUGCAGAAUUUACUUUCACUCCACCUCCUGAAGCACCCGUGUUUGAACCGACGCCCGAAGAGUUUUUAGAUCCUCUCGGAUAUAUAGCAAAAAUUCGUCCAGUCGCGGAGAGGACAGGCAUUUGCAAAAUAAAGCCUCCAUCGCGCUGGCAGCCACCAUUUUCAUUAGAUGUGGACAAAUUAAAAUUUGUUCCUAGGAUACAAAAAGUAAACGAGUUAGAAGCUAUAACGCGCCUCAAACUUAUAUUCCUCGAAAAAAUUUUAAAAUUUUGGGAACUUCAAGGAUCUCCGUUAAAAAUUCCUAUGAUUGAAAACAAAUCAUUAGAUUUGUAUUGUCUAAAAUUUUGGGUCGAUGAGGAAGGCGGCUUUGAGGCAUGUAACAAUCCAAAAAAAUGGCGUAAAAUUGCUAACGCCAUGGGUUACAGUUUUCAUGCGAAUACAUUGGCUUUUUUAAGAAGCAAUUAUGAAAAAAUCCUGCUUCCUUACGAAAUUUUUGAGAAAAGUAAAGCAGAUAUAUUGAAAACUGUCAAAAAGACUGAACCCAAAAUUGAAAUAAAGGAAGAUGAAGUAGGUAAGCCUCAAAUAACAGAAGUACCAAUAGAAAGAAUAACUAAAAUGAAAACAGACUAUGAAUUUAAGGAAGAGAAACCUCAUACAAGUAUUAAGAAAACAAAGACAGGAUCUGAUAUUAAACAAGAUGUGGACAACUUUAAGAAUAAAAUAGAUAUCGAAAAAGUGACACCAAACAGAGAAUUAAGAAGGUUAGCUUGUUAUGGGCCUGGGCCAAAAAUGCCUGGAUUAAACGAUGAAGAAUUUGAUAUUACAAAAUCUAGAAAGCGACCUCGAUAUGAUCUUGAUCCACUAGCAGUGUACCAAUGUGCUAUUUGCCAGAAAGACAAUAGAGAUGAUCUGCUUUUGAUUUGUAAUGGAUGUUCUGAUACCUAUCAUACAUUUUGUUUGAGGCCACCACUGAAUGCCGUACCAGAUGGGGAUUGGCGUUGUCCUUGUUGUAUUGCUGAAGAAGUUCACAAGCCUGCUGAAGCAUUUGGCUUUGCUCAGGCAGAAAGAGAAUAUACUUUGCAACAGUUUGGGGAAAUGGCAGACAAAUUUAAAUCGGAUUACUUUGCUAUGUCUGGUCAUCUAGUACCAACAACAGUAGCUGAAAAAGAAUUUUGGAGAAUUAUUUCAUCAGUGGAGGAAGAUGUAACUGUAGAGUAUGGUGCAGAUUUACAUUCCAUGGACCAUGGGUCUGGGUUUCCUACAAAAUCUUCAAUAAAUCUUUAUCCUGGUGACCAAGAAUAUGUAGAUUCAGGAUGGAAUCUAAACAAUUUACCUGUUCUGGAUGGCUCUGUGUUAAGAUUUAUAAAUGCAGAUAUAUCUGGUAUGACUGUACCAUGGAUGUAUGUUGGAAUGUGCUUUUCUGCAUUUUGCUGGCAUAAUGAAGAUCAUUGGAGCUACUCCAUUAAUUAUUUACAUUGGGGUGAGGCUAAAACUUGGUAUGGAGUACCAGGUAGCGGAGCAGAGUUAUUGGAAACGGCUAUGAAGGCAGCAGCUCCUGAACUUUUCAAAUCACAGCCAGAUUUGUUACAUCAACUAGUAACAAUUAUGAAUCCAAAUAUUUUAAUGGCUGCUGGUGUACCAAUUUAUAGAACUGAUCAACAUGCUGGAGAGUUUGUAGUCACCUUUCCCAGGGCAUAUCAUGCAGGUUUUAAUCAAGGAUACAAUUUUGCCGAAGCUGUCAAUUUUGCACCUCCUGACUGGUUAAAGAUUGGACGUGAGUGUAUAACACAUUAUAAAAAUCUAAAGCGUUUCUGUGUCUUUUCCCAUGAUGAACUUAUUUGUAAAAUGGCCUUAGAAGGAGAUCGGUUAGAUUUGGAAACAGCUCUGGAAACACAAAAAGAAUUAGUGAAGGCUACUGCUGAAGAAGGUUCAUUGAGAGCUAAAAUGUUGAAAAAAGGUCUUACAAGAACACAUAGAACUGCAUUUGAGCUGUUAGGUGAUGAUGAAAGACUUUGCGAAGUGUGUAAAACAACAUGUUUCUUAUCUUCUAUGUCUUGCAUGGAUUGUAAACAUAUGGUGUGUUUGCAACAUGCAGAUGAUUUAUGUCAAUGCCCCAUGGAGAAGAAGACAUUAAACUUCCGAUAUGAUAUGGAUGAACUGCAUAUCAUGUUGCAAACUAUAGAUUUUAGAGUCAAUAGUUUUGACAAGUGGAUGACUGAAACAAAGAACAUUCUACUUCCUACUGCUCCGGACAUUGGGCGGCUACAGAAGCUUAAAGUUUUAAUAGAUGAAGCUGAGGAACUUAAAAUACCAAAGUGUGGUUUAUUAGCACAACUGAGGCAAGAGUAUACAAAGGCAACAGAAAAUGUUGAACCAAUUGUUAUAGAACUAGACGAUGAUUGA